AUGACAGCCGAAGAAGUACAAGUGGCUGAAUCACAUGAAAUUAAGGAGACCAGUGAACUAGCUCAAGAUACUGAAGUCCCAGUCUCCAAGUCUGAAGUUGUCGAUACUGAAAGGAGUCCCUCUAUAAACGAAGAACAUGAAAACAAUACAUCAGAUGAACACAUUGACAACAUACUAAAAGAGGUUGAGGAAAUCAGAUUCAACAAGCAAUCAUCAACUCCACUUAAGGUCAAAGUGGAACAUUCAGCAGUUUCAACACCAAAUUCAACAAUACUCUCCACUCAACAACCUCAUGAAGAUACCAGUAUAACAAUAGAUUCACCACCUAAGAGCUUGGAUACUUCAAUAGUGAACGAAGUUAAAACGGCGCCAGCAAAAAAAGCAAAUAUUCCAAAUUCAGUUUCACAAGCAUUAUUCAGCCAACCAUUAAAAGUUACCAAGAUUCGUGAAAAAUCACCAACUCCAAGGUUUGUUGGUAUAAAAGGUCCAGCAGAUCCAGCAGCUAAUAAACGUUUUGAAGAGUUGCAAAGAAAAGAUCAAGAACUGAGCCAAAAAAUCUUUAAGCUGAAUAGAGAAAUUGAAUAUUUGAAAAGUCUUGUCGAAACAGCUAGUGUUACAUCAGAUUUAAGUGAAUUAAGAAAAUUAAAAUAUGCCAUUGAAAAACUUGAAGAAUAUUUGGAUAAGAAACAAAAAGACAAAUAUGAAAUCGGAAUUCAAUUGACAAGAGCAGUUCGUAAGAGAGUUGAUAGUGGUGAGAGUGGUGAAUUUUGGGUUAGUUGA
Messenger RNA from Hansenula anomala, 780 nucleotides. It is a transcript of the gene BNI5, whose product is annotated as Bni5p. The record is from RefSeq and is a predicted model, not a curated record. The coding region runs from base 1 to 780 and encodes 259 amino acids. The transcript has a single exon. NCBI's taxonomy places the organism in Eukaryota, Fungi, Ascomycota, Saccharomycetes, Phaffomycetales, Wickerhamomycetaceae.